AUGGCCCAAUCCGUCCCACCAGGAGACAUCCAGACCCAGGCGGGUACGAAGAUCGUCUUCAAUGCACCAUACGACGACAAGCUCGCCGUAUGGGAUACGCUAUCAAGACCACCAACAUGAAGAGACUUGGAGUUGAUCCACCAUGUGGAGUCCUCGAUCCAAAGGAAGCUGUUCUCCUGGCAGUUUCGUGUGAUGCCUUCGCCUUCGGACAGGAGGACACUAACAACGAUCGUAUCACUGUUGAGUGGACCAAGACCCCGGAUGGAGCUGCCAAGCAGUUCCGUCGGGAAUGGUUCCAAGGAGACGGUAUGGUUCGUCGUAAGAACCUCCCCAUUGAGUACAAUCCAUUGAGCCCUGCCUGA
This is a messenger RNA of Caenorhabditis elegans, 362 nucleotides long. NCBI's taxonomy places the organism in Eukaryota, Metazoa, Nematoda, Chromadorea, Rhabditida, Rhabditidae. The record is from the annotation of a RefSeq genome assembly.